Messenger RNA from Clonostachys solani, 741 nucleotides. The record is from the annotation of a GenBank genome assembly. NCBI's taxonomy places the organism in Eukaryota, Fungi, Ascomycota, Sordariomycetes, Hypocreales, Bionectriaceae.
AUGUUCCGAGAGACAAUCCGGGGUCGAGCCUCGGCUCUGACUUCUGGGGGUAUACAUCAGAGAAUGGAACUUGUGAGCGCUUACCUUAUGCCUUACGCCGGGAAGAAUUUUACUCUGACGAUAGUCAAUGGAAGGGGUGGCUUUGUCAUGCGAUUCUGGGUACACUUUGACCUUGUCAACCCCUUACGGGGACUGUGUCUCACCGUCUGCCACAAACCCGGAUAUUGGCACAGGCUGCAGAAGCGGGAGCAGUCUGCUGCUUCAAAGUUCUCCGUCCUCAAUAUGCAACUCUACCUAUCGACGACGGUCGGUCCCUCUACCACGACCCAAGCAGAACCCCCGACGAGGCCAAGCACAGCGAUAGCCACUGGUACAAACCCCCCGCCCAACCCGACACCACCUUCUCAGAAUCUUGCCUGGAUUGCGGGGCCGGUUGUAGGUGGUGUACUUGGUAUUGCCAUAGCAGGCGGCUUAAUAUGGUGGUUUGGACGGAGACGGAAUUCAACCACCGUUCACCAAGUCUCCGAAGGCGACAACAGGCCAGCUCCGGCCGUUUCAGAGCUGGACAGCAAGCCUAGAAAAGCAAUACCCGAAUUAGAAACCAAGCCCUCCCACGCGGCCGGUGGCCAGGCUGGGGCUCACGAGCUCCCCGGUGAACAAAGUCAAAGGAUACCAGAGUUGGAUGGCGGCCAACGGCCAGUAGAACUACCGACUGAUAGAAUCCAUCGGGAUGAGAAGUAA